Molecule: messenger RNA, 534 nt
Organism: Trichomonas vaginalis G3
Lineage: Eukaryota; Parabasalia; Trichomonadida; Trichomonadidae
Exons: 1
Coding region: 1-534 (177 amino acids)
Source: RefSeq, a predicted model, not a curated record
AUGCAAUUUGAUGAAAAUGGAAAAGCUGUUAAACAAUACAUUGGAGAAGGUGAAGAUGGUCCAAUUAAUUCAUACCGUCAUAAUCCAUAUUCUUAUUUCAAUGAAGAAUUAAAUGCUAUUGAAGAGGGACCGGAUGGAUUCCCACAAUAUUCUAACAAGUUUGAUGGUCAAUAUGCAAAUAUUAGACCUGAAAUUUCAGCUAAGAAAUUCUUUAAAGUUGCUUUAUUCGAUCCAGUUUUCGCAAAUGUUAAAGAUGAACUUAAACAGCAAUUCCAACCAAUUAUAGUAGCAAGAAUUGCAUCAGGUGCUUUAUCUCAAGCAUUCAAAGAUUUAAUUAAGAAACCAUUAUAUCAGCAACGAGGUUUAACUUAUGAUUUAGUUAAGGAGUCAGAUAAAAGAAAAUUUGAGAAAUCAGAUGAUUAUAAGAAUGCAAUUAAUGAAUAUAUUAGGUCUAUUAAUUACAAUGAACCAGCUAAAAAUCAACUUCAAGAACAAAUACAGGGAAUAAUAGAUUCAAAACUUCCAGCAAAAUAA